UAAUCUAUGAAAUGGCAGCCCUCUACUGGCCAGAUAUCAAACUUAUACAACACACUGUACAGUACUUUCGUUUUCUCAGUACUGAAACAUUUCACUUGGCUCUCUUUGUUAUCAGAAAACAUUCCCUUCUCUGAUCAAGAAUGAAUCAAGGAUUCAGUUUUGGCAAACCUGUAGCAGUCAAUGUUACUCCAUCGCCAGUGUCCGGCGCACAAGUCAGUAUAUUUCCAGCCACCUCCUCAGACUCCAAUUCUCCUAGCACACCUGAAAACAUAACAACUCCACUUCCUACUCUUGGAGUUCCUAGUGUCAAGUUUCAAGUGUCAUCCUUGUUGGAAAAUGAGUGGAGAAACAUGGAGUGGAGUGAAGAAGUGAGAGAGACACUGAUGGAGUCUGUCAGGUCAUUUAAACCAGCCAGUGAGACUGUUACCGAGGCCAGAGUUUUGCUGGUCGGUCCGGUCGGUGCUGGAAAGUCCAGCUUCAUCAGCUCUGUCCAGUCUGUCUUCUCUGGACGGGUCAUCAACAGAGCCAUGGUGGGCUCUUCGUCCUCCACCAGCUUCACUAAAAAGCUUCGCACGUACAACAUCAGAGGAGCAGGAGAGAAUGCAAAUGAGCCCACAGCUCUGGUCUUGUGUGAUGUGAUGGGUGUAGGUGAAGGAGAAAGCACUGGACUGACUCUUCACGAUGCACUGUCUGUCAUUAAAGGACACGCACCAGAGGGACACCAGUUUAGCCCUGAGCAGCCGAUUGGAGCAGAGACUGUGGGCUUCGUAAGGAAACCAAGCACUAAUGAUAAAGUGCACUGUGUGGUGUUUGUGAUAGAUGGCUCAAAAGUUGGUUCCUAUGCCAAAAGCUUGGGCGUGACUUUCCAGCAGUUAAGAGAACACAUUAGCAACUUAGGUGUACACCAGGUGGCGUUACUGACCCAUGUGGACCAGGUUUGUAACGCUACCGGAAGUGACAUUACCCAGGUGUACAAGAGCAAGGCCAUUCAGCAGGCCAUGGUGAAGGCUGGGCAGCUGCUGGGAAUGGCCACAUCCUACAUCGUCCCAGUGAAGAACUACUGCUCAGAGCUGGAUCUGGAUGAAAACACUGAUAUUCUGCUGCUCAAAGCUGUUGAUCAUAUCUUACAAUAUGUCAAUCUGUUCUUUCAAGACGACAGCGAUUAAAGCAGAGCUUCUCAACUCUGGCCCUCGACAUCCACUUUCCUGCAGGGGGUUUAUUUAAAUAUUUCAGAGGUACUUCAAAAAAACCAAAAAACAAUUAUAUAUAUUAGGUUAAAGAGGAUCAGAUGACAAAAAAAAAAAAAAAAAAAAAAAGAAUUGUGAACUUGUGCAUUAUGAUGUGUUUGAAAGACAAACGCUUUCCAAAGAAAUACAUGGUAAAAUAACUGACUGAGUGAUAAUUCAAAUAGGAAUGAUGCAAUGUUCAAACACUUCUUAAACCUGUAAUGAUUUUUGUAAAUCCAGCGGUCAAGUGCUGGUCAGCCUGACUAGUGCCUUGUCUUUGUGUCAGUGUCCACAAAACUGGAAGUCUUUCUGAUUCAGAGAGGAACAUUUAAAAGAUGAAAAAGAUGAAUUAAGGAGAAUCAAUAAAUUAUUGAUAUUGAGUAAAUAAUAUGUUACCAUUGAAUCCAUAAAAACGUAACUCUGGUUAUUUUAAAAUGUAAUUAAAUCUUAUUACAA
Cyprinus carpio (common carp) is the source of this 1682-nucleotide messenger RNA. Its product is annotated as interferon-induced protein 44-like. The transcript has 8 exons. Lineage: Eukaryota; Metazoa; Chordata; Actinopteri; Cypriniformes; Cyprinidae. The record is from RefSeq and is a predicted model, not a curated record. Bases 141 to 1166 code for a protein of 341 amino acids.